UCAAACGGCAACACAUCGGUUAGCGUUUCUGUCACAUUCAUCUCUCUCGUUUCGAAGCACCCGAGUCAAAGUUGUGUUGUUGAUCGCGUCUCGAAUUUAUCUUCGGCGUUGUUCGUGCCACGUGAACGCGAAGCGCACGCUUUUCGCGUGUUUAAAACCGUCCGACCGUGUCGAACAACGAAUUCCUACGUGUUUUUAACCGCGAGCUUUUCAAACAGUGCACAUUAUGCGCUGUGGUAACGCGAGUGUAGCGGAGUGUUUUGACACGAGCCUUGUGAGGUGAUUUUCUGUGAAACCUCCUGUUCGAUGAAUGAAGAAGAUAUCGUUGUCCAACGAGAAUAACGCGGGAGGAUUGAUCAUCGAGGAUGCAAACCGACCUGAGUGGAGGAUCUGGUCUCGCUGUGGUAGCGGGGGAUGUGCUUGCUUUGCGAGGAACAGGACUUGCCGCUGCCGAAACAUGGGCUCUCCUAUGCCAGGCUGCCCAGGCCCUCCAGGACCUGUUCCUGUCAAACGGCGGCGUGGUGGGUGGUUCGAGAGCCGGACCAGUGGUAACACCUCACACCUUGGAGUUAACACCACGUGGCAGGGUUUUAUUGCAACUUGCACCACCCGAAACAGCGAGGGCAUAUCUUCCACCGGAAUAUCGACCGGGUCGUGUAUAUUCCGACACUGAUUCUGAAAAGAUGUGGAUGUAUUCGCUAGGAAGGGCAUUAUUAGACACGACCCCGAGAGUCGCAGCAUUGACAGGAACGGUUUCCGUUUCACCCUCGUCUGCGCUUCAAUCCGUUUUAGCAGCCAUGACGGAACCCGAUCCUCGAAGACGAGCUUCCUUGAUGAAUCUCCUAGACGUGAUAUCCGAGUAUUGCCGCACGCGUCUUCAAUCAAAGCCCUUCACUCACAUAGUGAUGGACAUGUAUCGGGAAGUAAUGAAAUCCCCUCAGUACGCCGCUCGAAAACGCUUAGCGUACCAGCAUCUAAAUCCACCAACACCGUUGCGCAAUCCCUUAGAAAUGCCGGAGCACAAUCUUCGCCAGGGUAAUUACCCCCAUCAUCAUCAGCAACAUCCGCAGCAAUUGGAUCCCCUUCACAAUGGCCAGGCGAAAAGUGUUCAUCAGUAUCAGUAUCAAGAUCGGUCCUAUCAUAUGACCAAUCAGUACAAUGCUCUUCGACAGACCCAGCAACGUCCACCUACUCAGUUUCACCCGCACCAGCAUCACCAACGCCUUCAGGAGCCUCCUCAAUUAGCUCAGCCGACCAAAGUGCAUCAUUAUCACCAUCACCAUCCGGCGAAGGGCGCGCUGUUCAAGCUACAAUCGAGAAAUUCGCAUUCCCAUCCAAAUUUGCCGAGUCUGUGCGGCCAGCAGCCGCAAAAUCGGCGGCAAGAAGGAAAUUUCGAAGAUCGUAGGACACAGUUUCAAUCGCAAUUGAACGUUCAAACGAAUGGACGAAGCGUUGGUCCGGCGAUACAGCAUCAACGACGCCAUCAUUCGAGGACCUACUCCCAGCCGAUUUAUACCAGAUUACAACACACCAGGAGCAGUGGCAAUUUACCCUCUACCAUCGGUGAAAAUAAUUCUGGAGGGAAUGUUUAUAGCGAUCCUAUUUACGCGUUGCCUGUGAAGCCGUUCCUCAGCUCCCAAGAUGUCAGGGUGAAUGGACUAUCCGUGAAGCCACCUGGGGGUCAUCGUAACGAGGACGUUUAUGCUGUCACGACGAUAGCAAGGCGACCGUCAGCAGCCGGUUAUUCCCAUCCGGACAUAGCAACGUCGUCCGUAGGACGAGAUGAGGUUUACGGGCGAUCAACGAACGUCACGUUACAGAGGCAACACUCAAAUCCCCAGCUGCCCAGCAGGAAUCAACAAGAGGAUGAUUUUAAGCUCCACUCGGAGCAGAAUGUUGCGACGGCCGAUCACAGGUGUCCGAGAGGGAAAGAGGAGCAAUUAAUUCAACAACAAAAUCCAGUGUCUUCCAUACGAGCGAGAAGUGUUCAAGGGCCACCAAAGCCACCCCGGAUAAUUACCACCCUGAAGAAGGCUCCCUUCUCUGAUGCGGAGAGCAGUAAGUCGGAACCUCCUGCAAAACCACCUAGGAAUCUGGUGAAGAAUGGACCAAGGGCUCGACGCGGUAAAGCAGUACAAAGAGCACCGUCCCGCCUAUACAGAACAGUGGGUGGACCCAUGAGGUCUUUCAACAAAGCCCAAUGUAUUGGUCCUGAAUUCGUAGUACGGGCCAAUCAACCACCCAAAACCCUAUGUGUUGGCCAAGCAAAGACUGGCAAUUCUGGACGAAUCGUUGUAAUAAUGUUGACUGGUCAACGUGUGGAAGUGACAUGCGAUCCUCAGAAAGUCACAGCCGGUGAUUUAUUUCAGGCCAUCGUACAAGCUGAAAGCCUCGAUGAAAACUUCACCCUUGGCCUGGCUGUGUUAUUAGCGGGUGAUUUCGCGAUUUUACCCCCUGACACUAAAUUGAAUAAAGUUGCGCCACCAGGAUGGUUAAGCAGCGGCAAAAGCAAAGGUCUUCUGGGUCUUCCAACUAGUUUUAUGCUGUAUCUGAGGCUCAGGUUCUUUCUACCUUCUCUUCGUGGUAUAAGAAGUUGGAUAUCGAAACACCUACUGUAUCUGCAAAUACGUCGAUGUAUAUUGGAGCAACAGCUGGUAUGCCCGUAUCACGAGUUAAUUAAUCUAACCGGACUCGCUCUGCAGGCUGAAUUCGGGAAUUAUAACGCGAACGAACACGGUUGCGGUGAUUACUUCCUGCUCGAGCACUAUAUCCCGGAAUCCCUGAUUUUAAACAUGGACCAGCCUCAGUCGCAAAUCAACACCGGAGGAGCGGAGGCUCUUCGAGCGCGACUCCACCAGGCCCAUCGCGAUAGACGUGGUUUGGACUCGAACAAAGCUGAAGACAUGUUUGUAACUCACGCACAAACAUUGCCGGAUUACGGAUCUCAUUAUUACAUAGCAACCGUGGACUCGAAGGAAUUGGAGAAAGUGAUGGCCCAACAGAGGAGAAGAAAGAGCAAUGACAAUCGCGACGUGACUGACGGUCCAGAGAAUAUUUACUCUCAGAAUAAACAAGAAUAUCCGCUGCGUGGUAGAGUCGAGAUAACUCGAUUAGGUUCCUGUGAGAAUAUCCCAAAGAUUUCGUACGAGGAGAAGAAACUUGGUGGUUUGAUGAAGAGUGCGACCUCGGCGGAUAUAUACUCGGCCCAGAAGUCGUCCAAGUGUCGUGUGGAAUCGUGCAACAAUAAUAACGUUAACAAUGUUAAUAACAAUAACAGCUUGAAUCACGGAAAGAGUGGUAAAAGUGGAAAGAAGAAGACUGAAAGUAACGUCUGGCUGGCUAUACACGCGCAAGGAUUGAAAUUGUUCGAGAGAGGUGGCGAACCGAGGGAAAGAAUUGAACUGGCACAGUUUCAGUGGAAGGAUAUUCAGACGUUGAGUUAUAGCAAGAGUUGUUUAGUUGUUUAUAGUAAAGUGAACGGGAAACGGUGCAAGUUCAAGCUCAGGAUGGAUCAUCGAAAAAGUUACUUCGCUUUCAAGCUCACAUCUUUGCAUCACCAGUUCUUUUUAAGGCUGCGUUCGGAGCUUACUUCGCUUCAGGGACUCGCGAAAGAAUUUGGAGUCCCCACAACGAUGGAAGCGAAACAAUCGCCAUCCAAGACGAAAUCCCACGACAGUAAAACGAAAAUAGCCAUAGCGAACACGGUAAAGAACGUGCAGUUGAGGCCAAGUUACGCGAUGCAACUGGAAGAGUAUCAGAACAAAGAGAACGAAAAUCCUCAGAAAGAUACAAACGCGAUCCCAAAGACGAAGGAUGUCGUACACGAGCCCGGUAUCUACUUAUCCGAAGAGGACGCGCUUUACGCGCAAGUGAACGUUCGACUGGAACCGGAAGGCGAGUCACGUGAUACGGAAGAUGAAUCCGAGAGAAGUUUAACGACAUCCAACGAACCGCUUUCGUUGGAUGGCCAAGGGAUAAAGAACGAUGGUAAACUUUACAAUUGUCCACGAAUAGAAUUGGACACUGAGACGGAGUGCGGUUAUUCGCUUCCAAAAAUCAUGUCCACCAAUGAUAUGGACCAACUGGAUAAACCGGAAAAUCCUGAAGAAUUGUACGCAGCGAUCAACAAGGUCGGGAUUUCGAGGAAGAAUAAGUUUCCGGUCCCGGAGGAGGUUUGGGAUGUGUCGGAUGUGAAGAAAUCAUUGCACAAGGUGAAGACCUCUAGUUUACCAAAUUAUGGAACACCCAGGCAGACAGGGGGUUACCGUACACCGAGCUUACCACGUCGUCUAGGGGUGAAGAUGGGAACACGAGCGAUUUACAGUAGCCUCGUGCAAAAAGACACCGCCCUUACCGACGACAUGGAAUCUCUGUCGCUAAAGUCAGACACAGAAUCGUCGAUUCAGUCGUUGUCUGCAAGGUCCACGGAAUCUCCUCCACCGGAAGCAUACGUGCUCAACGCAGAUAUUCGAACAGACGACGAGACGUUCCACGUUACCGAAGACGAAUCAAUGUCUGCUUCUUUAGCGGCACGUCUCGAAGAAUUAUCUUUCGCCGAGGAACGAAUUCUCCAAACUAUUAAAUUGGAAAGAGGUCACGGCGGUAGUAUAGGAUUGCAAGUGACGGAAGGUAACGAUGGUGGCGUUUACGUCCAAGCGGUAUCGGUCGGAGGAUCGGCCGAUAUGGCAGGAAACGUGAAUAAAGGCGAUCGUAUCGUGGCGAUAAACGGGCAGAAUUUAUUGCACCUGCGAUAUGAGGAUGCUCUGAAGAUGCUGCAAAGCACUUCUGACACGAUCGAACUUGUCCUUUCGCAAUCUACUUCUCGUAAAAAAGUCACCUCCAGGCAGAAUCAUCAGCAACCCGCGGAUAAUAAUUAUUUGAAUGACAUCAGAUUCGACGUGUCCUCGGAAGCGGAUACGUCGAGUAUGACGAACAAAUGGCUGGUACAAAGGACUACCGAUGUUGCAUCAGUGCAAAACACCUCAAGUGCAUACAGCAGUGCUGCAUCGAGUGCAAUGGGUAAUCACAACGCAAACAACCUGUACAUGGGCGAUCUCGUCGAUAAUGGCCCUCUUAAGUCCGCCAGUAUGUUGCUUAGUAUAGAAGACUUCGACGUCAGCAGGACGAGUCGCCAAGUUUUUAUUUACGCAGAGUCGACGAGCGCACCGCCGGUCCCGCCUAGACGCAAGAAGCGAAAACCGAAGCCCGCGGCGAUCGCUAGAUCUCCUGUUUCACGAGAAACUUCACCGAGCGCGGCUCUCGAGAAGCCGGAUAGAAAGCGUUCGGCGCCUCCUCCGCCUCCACCGCGGACAGCUCGACGAAUCAAAUCCCGUCAGUCAGAGGGAAGAGUUUCGAACGAUCCAGAAACAGCCCGUGCCGAAGAAACGUCGUACGAUCGCGUUUCCAUUAUAAACGAAACGCGUAAUAACGAAAAGAAUUCAGACCGUGUCGUAGAUUCGCCAAGAAAAUCACGACUCGCGUUCACCAAGAAGGAGACCAACAAGUAUCCUCCGCUCUUCUUCACCCUGCACGACUUUCAAAAUGUUAUGUCAAGCACGUUGCAACAGGGAGACGAUCUGGCGGACAAAUCGUCCACGGAGUUCGCCACCUCCCUUAACGAUCCUCGCCGACAGUCCUUCGAGAAUUCGUUGGACGACGAAGAGAACGAACUCUGUUUCCGUGUCACCACUACGAAUCUACCGUUCGAGAGGUGUUUGGACAGAUGGACCGCCACGUUUGCCGACCACUUUAUCGACAAGUUCGACGAGUCGAAUCGUUUCAUCUUCGAGGACUACAUCGACAGAAGCAACAAGGUAAACGUUCGUCGAUCGACCGGUCCGAUGUGCUACGACAGCUACGAAGAGGAGCCCUCGGUACCUCGUUUGACCAAGGUGAGAUUCGUGAUCGAGUCGCCGAGCACCUCGACGCCGGACGAGGACGAGGAACUCGUGUGCGAUAGUUUAGGAAACAUAGAGCCUCUGCUGGACGAGGAAGUUAACUUCUGUCGCGGAUCUUCCGUGCGAUUGACCGAGAUCGCCGAUGACACGGAUUGUUCGGAGGGAAUCGAGGAUGAGAGUCGUCGGGAUUCAGAUGAAUUUGGAGAUGUGCCCCUCACCUCGAUCUUGAGGACACGAAAUCAUUCCACCGAGCGGAUGUCGCUGGAAGAUGCCUCGAAUAUCAUUGAAUUCACUGAUCAAGAAUCCUUCUUAGAAUGUGAAAUUACUCGAAAUGAUUCUAGAGACUCGUUUCACAGCUCCAGCUCGCAGGAUUUGCAAAAUGAUACAGUUUUUCCUAAGUUGAAGAUUACGGAGGUCAGCAAGGCUUGGUUGAAUCUGAUCAAACCGAAAACCGAGUGCACUGUAGUGUUGGCAGAGAUUAGAGAAGAUUGUUUAAUUGAUAGAUUCGAUGAUUCGAAUGAAGGGAAGAAUGAAAAUGAUAACACAAAUGAGAUUGAGAGUGAUGUUAAAGAGUCGAUGAUGAACGAAAUGAAUGUUAAUGUUGAUCGAGAAGACGAAACCGCUGAAGAAAAUUUAGAAAUUGGUGAACAGAAAUUGGUAACAGGUGAGAUCGAUGAUUUCGAUUACAGAUUGACAGUAAAUGAAGUAGACAAUGAUAUCCUGAAAGAAGAAUCAGUACUAGAUGAAGUGAAAAAUGAAUUUAAUGAAGAACAAAAAUUGGUAACAGAUAAAAUUGAAAAUUUUGAUCACCAACUAACAGAAAAUGAUAUUGUUAAAGAAGAGUUAGUAUUAGAUGAAGUACAGAAUGAAGUUAAGGAAGAAACAAAGGAAAAUGGACAAAUAAUAAAUGAUCAAUCUGAUAAAUCGACAACGGAAUACAGAAGAAGAAUUUUUGUAAAUGAAUCAUUAAGAAAUCUGAUGAAUCGUCAGGAUUUUUCAUCGAAUGACUUUGGAGAAGAAAAUUCAAGUUUAGAGGAGAGUAGUGAAAGUUUAAACCAACCAGAAGAAGAUUCUCAAGGAUCGAAUAACAAAAACCCCGACGAGGUGAAAGAUAACAAAAUUAUUACAAAAGCUGAAAUUUUUGAAAGAAAAGAAAGCAUCAGUGUCCCAGUUGACGUUCGAAGAAACUCUUUCCUGGAAAAUAUGCUGUCUAAAGAUUCGGAUCAAAUCUGGACGAGUUGUGAAAUUGUUGCUGCUCAUCCAAAAACAUCUUCCUUGAUAAUAAAUGAGGAAUCACCUUCAGAAAAUAAAAUUGCAAUCAGAUUAAAUGAUUCGAUAAGCAAGGACCUAGAAAUCCAACAAAUUUUACAAGAAUCCAAAGCGUUGUUAAAAAAGGUAGAUACCAGUGUUCCAAAAUUAAUCAGACCUAAAAUCACCCCUCCAUCGAAGGAGAAAAAUCCUGGCGAGAUAAAGUGCACAGUGUUAAACGAAUUGCUGUCCAACUUCAACAGUAUUAAAUUGAAGCCAGCGAAGAAAGUCAUCGUUGAAACUCUUCCUCAAAUGACUGCUUCUAUUCACCAAAAUGUGGAUCAACAGAAUUUAGAAACUUCAAGAAACCUGGAGAAUUUGCAUGGUAAGAUAACCAAGGAAACUUCCGACGGAGUCUCUGACCCAAAACCAAAAAUGCUCUCAUUGGAACAGGAGGAUAAGAUUAUCUCUUCGGCAUUUAAAGUUUCAAAUUCAAAUGACUACGACAAUAAGAUCCAAGAAUUACCAAGAGAAUCAGACACCAGCGUUAGGGAAGAAGAUCCAAAGAAAUUAACAAGAUCCUCGGAAGAACUAAUUAAAAUGUCAGAAAUGAAUCUAUACAGAGCCAAGGUUAUCCAGAACGAAGAUUCUUCAGAAUCGUCGAAAGAUACGAGCGAGGAUCGCGUCGAAUUGCAGGAUCAAAAUGUUGAAAAUAAUACGGAGGUCAGCGCGAACCCUUUGAAAAGUGAAAAGACUGACGUAACAGUACACGAAUCUGACGAUCGUGAUCGCGGAGAGGAUGAAAAUAUGAAUUAUAAUCGAGUUGAACGGUUAGAUUUAAGAAGCAGGAGGACGUUUAGCGGCGAUAAGAAGAGUGCCAUAGUUAGGAGGAUCCCUCGACCCCGUUGUAAUAAUAAUGACAAUAACAGGGCAGUAACACCCGUAGCUGUAAGUGACGACCAAUCCCGUGACACUGUAACAAUAACCCCAGGUAGAGUUAGGAGCUUCGUUAGGUAUUACGAGAUUCGACGCGAGGCGACCACCACCGACAAAGAUUCUAAAGAUAGAGAUAAAUUAGAUAGAGAUAAGGUUGCCGGACACCGGUCGGUCGUCAGCAUCUGUAGAGGUCUGGAGGCGAAAUCCAAGUCCUCCGACGCGAAGGACACCCUUCGGGCAUCGCUAAUGGAGAAGAAUCCGGAAUCGAUCGGUUGCCCCGUGUACGUGGAUCGCUUAACCGACGAGAAGUCUAACGUCGAGGAAUUGAAAGACGAUUCAAGGACCGGUUCGUCGCGAGAGCCUUGCGGCGAUUCGUACGCGCAGUCCGGUAAGAAGAAGAGAAAGAAGUCGGUGAAAUUUCAAGGUGGAUUCACGGUGAUCGGUGCGAAAAGUCCUGACAAAGAUCGCUCCUCCGGGAGUCGGGAUACGAGAACUGGAAGGAAAAGGGCUCCCGACAGGCCGACGCUGAAAGGAGCCGUUUUCAGUGGGAAAGUGGAUCGCCAAGAUGCCGAGAAAUUGGCGGACGAUGACUCGCGAAUCGAGAAACGAGACGUUGCUGCUCAGAUACAAGCCGCAGCAGAAUGCAAGGAAUGUUCAGGUAUUAAUCGCUUCGUUCCAAAACCAGAAACCCCACGCCUCGUAUUUUAUUGUACUGUAUAGUUAAAUUGUAGUUUCUAUAAGUCGUCGUGGUCGUCGUCGUUCCCCUCGAAUCUCACUGUAAAAUCUUCCCGCGACAUUUUUAUUACGUCCCAGCUGUAUCAUUGUUUCUCAAACGUUCUAUUCUUUUUUUAGGGUCUUAACCGAAGAACAGAUUUUGCAAUAUUUCAUCUUUGUAUCUAACAAAUUAUAUAUUUCUCUGUUUUAUUUACAGGAAAAUUUAAUUAUGAUAAUAUAGCAAAUGAUAAUAAUUAUUUUUUUAAAUUUCAUUUUUAGAAAAAUAGUAGAUUUGCCAAACGCUAUAAUUCUUUAUUUAGCAAACAAAUUAGUCCAAAUUGUGUUGAGAGAAGAAUUUUGUAUUUAACUACACCAUUUGUCCAAUGCACAUUUCCUGUAACGUUCAUGGUUAAAUGGUAACAAGCAGAUGUUCCCUUUUCCCAAGAGGAUUUAGAGUUAUCGCGGGUUCACUGGGCAAACAAAUUUUUCGGUCAACUGCAUUAGUUGUCUUUGGUCUGGAUUUAUUUAAUUCGGCUCGGUUAGAGGUAAGCACGUUUCCACGGUGCUUGUCCUUGCAAUUUCUUGCAUCAUUUUGUUCCACUUACUUUACGUGUUUUCGGCUAAUGCGGCUUUCCUAGAUUUAUUACACCCUCCAGGAAGAGGAACAAAAACCCUGCGUUCUGUGGCUUUGUUCGAAUCCCUGUUUCUUGUGUGACGUAAUGACCUGUCGCGACAAUUUUGUAAAAUACCAUUGAUUGAAGUAGAUCUAAAAAUUAAUAGGAGAAAUUAUGAACUUUAAAUGAAAAUUCUUAUAUUCAUUAUCUAUGAUUUAAUUUUAGUGUUAUUUGUUGAGUUUGUUUAGUAUAAUUGAUUUUAAAUAGUAUUAUUAUUGAGUUAGUAAUUUCAGAUAGCUAAUUGAAAAAUAAAAAAUGUAUUUUUAGAUUGAAUUGAUUAGUCAUGAUUUUUUGCAAAAAUUACUUUAAUUAUAAUCAUUUGCAUGGUGAUUCAAUUACUUCAGGUAUGAAAAUUAGACUUAAUUAGAUGCAAUUAAACAAUCUAUUUCUUUUUUUUUUUUGGUAAAGAGUUAAUUGAAAAAGGAAUAGUAAAUAAUGAAAAAUAAAAUAUAAAAAAAUAAUUAUAGAUAAUUAAUUAGUUUUUGUAGGGUGAUAAUUUAAUUGUUAGUAGAAGAAUGUGCAGUGGUAGUGAUAUUUAAAUUAAGAAAAUAGGACAGCAAUCGUAAGAAAUAAAGCGUUCUAUAUAAAAAAGAGAAAAUGGAAAUCUGUUCUUUCGUUAAGCUCAAUUUGCACGGUUAGCUUCCGUUCUCCGAUCGCCUUAGUCGUCUAUGUUAAACGAAACGGCAAACAGCUUUUAGCUCUGUUAUUGUCGCAACCUACCUUGCGCAUCCUUUCUAUAGGAGAACGUUGUUUUUUCGCAGAUAAAAUAUCGUAACGCAGAUUUCGCGCGCGUAUUAACCCCAUUGUUCUGCGUGUAUCGUGUAAUCUUAAUGUAAAGGUGGAAGUAAUUUUACGUGGUAGAGUAGAACAUGGAAAUACUAUACUUGUUGCGCUGUUUUCGUUGCGUAUACGCGUUCAGCUGUUCGAUUUAAAUACACGUUAGUAUUUCAGUGUCGUAAAAAGUGCUAUCAUUUCGGUGCUCACGAGUCAUUUAUGUGUAUGUACCGUGCGAGGAGCAUAACAGUCAUUAGAGUGAAAAUGUGACAUAGUGAAACUUCGAAUUAAUUUUUAAAUUUCAAGCUUCCAAUUUACCAAUUUAUAUUGUUGCUAUAAGAGUUACUUUUGUUUGAAUUAUCCGAGUAUAUGGAAUUCGCACUGCUGAUCACCGGUGAUCACUGGUGAUCCCCCAUGGCAUUCAACGUUUUAAUUAAGGAAUCCUAAUUGAAGAGUACAAAUUAACCCUUUGAGGUCUUCUGUCUGCAUUCAAUCGCCACAUCAGGGUGAUUUUUGGAAUAUUUUUUAUAUUUCAGUUAUGCUCUAUAGGAAUAUAAAAAAUAUUUUAAAGAUCUUUUAAACAAAUAAUUAAGCCCAUAAUUAGCUAGGUUCAGUGCUGCAUAAACAUGAUAGUUUGUGUUUUUCCAUUUAAAAUUUUUAGUUAACCAUUAAUUAAUCAAAGGAAAAAUUAUUUAAAUAAUUCUAAGGUAUUUCACUGGUUAUUCUAUUUAUUAUUAAUUUUGAAAUUGCAAUUAAUAUCUGACAAUUUAAAUAAAAAUAAAGUGACGAAUAAUUACGUGGUCAUCAAGGUGUUAAAUCAGCCUUUGUUUCAAAAUAUCUUAAUUGAAUUUAUUGUAAUUAACAACCACCCAUUUUGCAUUAAGAAUAUUAAUAAAUAUUUUACCAUAAAAAUUUCUAUGAAAUAUUAAACUUUACAUUGACGUCCCAUAAGUACCAUUUUGUGGUACUUUUAUGUUAUCAAGUUAUGUCAAAUAUUUUACGUUUUUCAAGUUAAUCAUUUGAUAUGCAACAACCCAAAAAAUUCACUGUUACGCGACAUGCAAACAGGAAAUGGUGAUAAAUGGCACGUGCACACGAAUCGAAAUGGCAGUAUUUUUGGCAAAGAGCACAACGACACGCACGAAAGGUGAUACACACACCCACACAUACACAUAUAGACAAGAAUUUUUUGUUCGAAAACGUGCAAUUAUUUGAUCGAAUGAGAUUAACGCAACGUGAUUAUACAAACGUUUUAUUCGCCUCUCUGUUGACUUAUUGUAAGUAUGAUAAUUUAUCGUUCGUGCGAGUGGAUUACUUUAUACGAUGUAGAAGACGAUUAAUGAUAACAAAGUGAGUAAAGUGUCGUUGAUACAAUAGGAACACAUAAAUGGAAUGCUUUUUAAGACUUACAAUACUAUUAUUAUUAGAGAGGGUGAAGAUUAUAGUGGUAUAAGUCAAUUUUUUAAAUAUUUUAUUUAUCAGAAGCCUAUUGGGUUAAUUGUAACCCAAACUUGCAAAAUAUAUAGGUCAAUUCAUAUAUUAACAAAAUAACAUCUAAAAUAAUAAUUUGAAGCUUAUCCUUAGAAAACAGUAAUAAAUAAAAUCUAAAAUUAAAAUUAAAUCGUUGCUAUUUUAGAGAUCCAACAUUCAAGAGUUAAUAAAUCUUUGGAAUUCAAGAUUGAAAUAAUAAAAAUUGGUUGUGGUAUAAUUAGGAAAUAUUUAAAAAAAUAAUAUGCAGUUCUAUUUUAAAAAAAGGGAUAUUUUUUAUGAAAUGUAAUCGUGAUAUUUAUUAGUUAUUCCACUACAAUUUUUUAUUUUUUAAAAUGAAUACGAAGAUGACUUACCCUAUUAUAACUUUUACCCUUUCAUGUAUAUUCAGUCGAAUCCGUUUGUGUUCGUGCAAAACCUGGAUGUAGAAUAAAAGUAAAAAAAUAAUGAAUCGAUUUCCUUGCGAAUGUAUUUGAUUUCUUUGAAGUAGUUCAGUAUCUCGAGGAAGUUUGUAUAUACGUGAAUUUCGAUUAUUUUAUGCUUGGAUUUCAUUUAAGGUACCAGCUAUGUAAAUAUGGAUUGCACGAAGAAGAAUAACAUCUUGAAAUAAGGAAAAAUGUCAGAUGUCAGUACCGAAGGAAGGUGAUAUUGUUUGAAUUCUAAAUAUUGAAGUAUCUGUUAUUUUUAUGCAAAUUUUAUGAAAAUAAUGAGUUUAUUGUUUGAACAGCAAUCAUUGAUAUAAUAAAUAAAACACCAGUGAAUAUUACAAUUCAACUAAAAAGAAGGUUUUUUAUUCUUAAAAUUAUCUAUUAUUGAUUUAGUUUCCUUUUGUAUUACAUUUGUGAUUGUUAAUAUAAUAAAAUAUACACCACGUAUGUUUCUCGUAAUAAUAUUUAUGAAAUUAACAAUCUCAGGAAGUUAACGUGACCUGAGAAGAUUUAAAAUUGAAUAAAAUAAUCCAAUUUAGCAUCUCGAUUUGAAUUACGUGUAAACAAAUAAUACAUUCCAAUUUUUAAUCUUAAUCCUUGGAUGGCAGAGCUUGGGUCAAUCGUGACCUAGAUUUAUAAAACGUGUGCAAUAGUAUAUUGAUUAAAAUUGGAUUUUAAUUUUCAAACGAAGGUAUUCAUAUAUUGAAAAAAUAAUAUUCAAAGCAACAGUUUAAUACGUUUAUACAGAAAUAUUUAAUAUUUUUUAAAUAAUUUAUUUACUUUCUUUGAGCAUCUGCGGUUUGCUCGAAGACAAAUGGAAACGACUGUUGCAUAUAUUUAGAGACAUAUAUAUGCAUAUGUACUUAUACAAGAUGAAUGUGAGUAUUAUUACGCGAUAAUGAUUCUGUAAAACGCAACGCAAUUAAUUUCCCAAACCCCGUUCGUUGUGCGACCUUUUAUAACAUUAAUUUACGUGGAUAGCUAGCGUAAAGCCUGUAAUUUUCAAGAUUCAUCGUGUUUCGGUGUGUUACGCUUGAAAACAUGGCCUGAGAAAGCAAUAAAACGCGGUACAGUGGAUUCUUUUCGUUUGAAUGCAGUUUUCAAGAAUUCUCUGGAUUUUGAACACGGAGGUAGAUAUUUUUCGAAUUUUAAUAAUUUUAAAGAUAUACUUAGAUAUUAAAUUUAGGUAUUAUCACAUAUAACCGAUUUCUCAAAGGGAAGAAAUAUUUAAACAAAUAUUAUAACAAUGUUAUAAGAAGGCCUAAUUGAAAAAUGAAGCGUUUUUUUACCCUUAAUAAUUUUUAU
Molecule: messenger RNA, 13464 nt
Organism: Osmia lignaria (orchard mason bee)
Lineage: Eukaryota; Metazoa; Arthropoda; Insecta; Hymenoptera; Megachilidae
Source: RefSeq, a predicted model, not a curated record